CUCCCUAAUAAUCUUCCAGUGGUGUCAUCAUAAGCACGAUGGUUGUUUUGGUCUGUUAGUAAGAUACUAGGAUCGUAUGAUGACGUGGUAUCCACGUCAAAUGCUUCAAUAGUCAAAUGCUUCUCUUUUACUUAUAAGUCUCCCCCUUCACUUCAUCUUCCUUGCCAUCAACCAACACACGCUCAAAUUUUCCUCUGAUCCGCUACUUCCCAUUCCUGUUCUACCAACCUAACGCCCAAUAUGGCAGCCAAACCAGUUGAAGAUGCUCACCCUCCUGCAGAAACGUUGAAGUAUAAGACGUGGGUAUUGAAAGUCUUAAUCCACUGCGAAGGAUGCAAGAAGAAGGUCAAGAAAGUUCUUCAGGGGAUCGAUGGGGUUUAUACGACGGAAAUUGAUUCUCAGCAGCACAAGGUGAGAGUGACAGGGAACGUGGAGGGUGAGACUCUCGUAAAGAAGCUCUUAAGAUCAGGCAAGCUGGCCGAGCUUUUGCCUCAAGAAAAGGUCGACAAGAAAGAAAACAAGUCUGCAAAAUCCAAAGGUGGUGGUAAAGAGAAAGAGAAAGAGCCAUCAGACCAGAAAAAUAUUGAACCACCCUCUGCUAAGGAAGAUGACCAGAACGGUCCAGGAAGUGACAACAAUGAUAAAGCUGAGGACGCUGGCGGCCAAAAUAAGAAGAAGAAUAAGAAGAAGAACAAAGGGAAGAAUGGUCCUGUUUCUCCCAAUAAUACUGACAAUGAAGGAGCUGGUCAGGAAAGCACAAAAACUGAAGCAUUACCGCUCAGUGCUUCACCUGUCCCGGCCAUGGCUUCCAUGAAUCCAAGACCCCCAUUUCAGCAACCCCACCCAUACCCACCACAGUCGUACUUCUCACCUCCACAACCUCAGCCAUAUCAAUAUGGGUUAAGCUAUAACACGGCCUAUCCAAUCUCGAGUUCUUCCUAUCAUGCCCCUGAUAUCAUGCAUUCUCACUAUAACUAUCCCUACUCCCGCCUGCCGCCGCCGCUGCCGCAGCCUCUACCGUCGGAUCCCUUCAGCCACCGUCAUGUAGACCAUGAUGAGUCUGGAGCUAUAUGCUCCAUUAUGUAGUAUCUUAUCACCGAGGGCAAACGGGUGGGUUCAUAUGUUUUUAUGUAAUGUGAGGGAAUAUAACUUUGUUGAAAAGGCUGCGGACAAAAUCACAAAUCACAAGAGGAUACUUUGCAGGGUAUGGGGUUUCUUUAAUGCCUUGUCCUAUAUUAUUCAGCUAGGCAGCUUUUGGGUUUGCUUAACAAAAGCCAAUACUUAUAGUAUUGCUCUGUAAUUUCAUUGCAGUAUCUGAGACUCUCGUGAUCUUAUAUGUAAAAUAGACAUCUUUGUGCUAAAACUCUGUCUUCUUUAGCA
This is a messenger RNA of Neltuma alba, 1380 nucleotides long. Its product is annotated as heavy metal-associated isoprenylated plant protein 35-like. Gene Ontology annotation, molecular function: metal ion binding. Lineage: Eukaryota; Viridiplantae; Streptophyta; Magnoliopsida; Fabales; Fabaceae. The record is from RefSeq and is a predicted model, not a curated record. The transcript is spliced from 3 exons. Bases 241 to 1086 code for a protein of 281 amino acids.